Dioscorea cayenensis subsp. rotundata (Guinea yam) is the source of this 1414-nucleotide messenger RNA. RefSeq names its product zinc finger protein WIP2-like. The transcript is spliced from 2 exons. Gene Ontology annotation, molecular function: DNA-binding transcription factor activity. The record is from RefSeq and is a predicted model, not a curated record. Gene Ontology annotation, cellular component: nucleus. Lineage: Eukaryota; Viridiplantae; Streptophyta; Magnoliopsida; Dioscoreales; Dioscoreaceae. Bases 140 to 1162 code for a protein of 340 amino acids. Gene Ontology annotation, biological process: anatomical structure development; regulation of gene expression.
GGAUGAUCAUUUUCACUGUUUCUCUCUCCCUCCCUCUCUCUCUCUUUCUCCUUUCACUCUUUAGUUCUCUCUAUAUCUUUCUAUAAUAGUAUCCCCCAUCUAUAUUCCUAUCUUCCUCUCCUUUCACAAAGAAACAAGCAUGGCAGACCCUUACAGCAACUUCUUCAAAGGAUACUACAACUACUACCAUCCCUACUCUUCAAGCUCAUCAUCUUUUUUUCCAACUAAUACUCCCUCCUACAACCCUAAUAACACAACCCAAAGCCCUCCACCUUCCCCUCCACUAAGAGAAGCCCUCCCUCUCCUAAGCCUCAGCCCCAAAGACAACAACAACAACAGCAACAACACUUCAGAACCUUGUUUACCUUUUCAUGAAGAUGGGAACAAGAACAAGGCCUUGUGUGAUGAGGAUGAAGAUGAAAGUGUUACAGUGGCUCUCCAUAUAGGCCUGCCAAGUCCCACAGCAACUGAUCUCCUUUCUAGGGUUUCAUGUGUUUCCACUCAAGAAGAAGAAGAAGAACAAGAUCAUGGAGAUAAGGAUGGUGAGGAUGGUGGUGGUGGUGGUGAUGAUGUGGUUCCAUUAGGGUAUCCUACCAGUGCUAUUGGGAAACUCAACAAGGGUCAGUAUUGGAUCCCUACUCCUGCUCAGAUCCUCAUUGGCCCCACCCAGUUCUCUUGCCCAGUUUGCUUCAAGACUUUCAACAGAUACAACAACAUGCAGAUGCAUAUGUGGGGACAUGGAUCACAAUAUAGAAAAGGGCCAGAGUCCUUAAGAGGAAUUCAACCAACAGCAAUGCUGAGACUUCCUUGUUACUGUUGUUCUCCUGGUUGCCGAAACAACAUUGAUCAUCCAAGAUCAAAACCUCUGAAGGAUUUCAGAACCUUGCAAACACAUUACAAGAGAAAGCAUGGUAUAAAGCCAUUUAUGUGCCGGAAAUGCGGCAAAGCUUUUGCUGUUAGAGGAGAUUGGAGAACUCAUGAGAAGAAUUGUGGCAAGCUCUGGUACUGCAUUUGUGGGUCUGAUUUCAAGCACAAGAGAUCACUCAAGGAUCACAUCAAAGCUUUUGGCCAUGGCCAUGCAGCAUAUGGCAUUGACGUCUUUGAAGAAGAAGAUGAGCCAUCAUCGGAGAUCGAACAAGAUUGCGCCAAUGCAUCUCAUUGAGAGGUACUAAGCAAGAGAUGGAAUCAUAUGAAGAGUGCAACACUAGCUCUCAUAAUUAGUAUGAAAUUUCUCUAGUGUUCUUCUACUUCUUCUUUUGUUUCUCCUUUUUGUGUUUUUGAGUAUCAGACAUGCAUGGAUACAAGAUCAAUAUAAGAACUAAGAACUUCUCUUGUAAAUGAAGGCUUCUUUCUUCUGUCUUAAUUUUUAUCUUCGACUCUUUGCUCAAUAUUAAGAAUUCCUCUCUUUAUUUCU